GGUACGUUCGCUCAGUAGUCUCAGCUAAUUGGUUGAAAGAAAUACGCUGGCAGCUGUGUCAGUGUAAAAGCUCUGUUCAUGAAUAUUUAAUCAAUAUCACGUUUCUGGUUUCUUCACUGUCAGUAUAAUUAAUAUUCAUAAGGUAAGCUUCAGCCAUGGACGGGUCUGUCUUGUCUUCCCAUUGGAGAUCGUCUCGUCUCUCUAGCUGCAGUUAUGGCCGAGCCUUCAGUGCACAGAGAGAAUGACGAGUGGCAGGAUUUUAAUCUAUUCAAAGGCGUAACGGGACAGCAGAUUCAUCUGAACCCCACACCCACAGAGAUGUCCGUGAUGUUGGAUAAAUAUUCAAACACUGAAAACGGGUUUGAUUUUAGCUCUUACACAUCCACGGAGAAGAUGAUCAGCCACUUUGACGAGAAGUUACAAUUUUGCUUCCAAAAAACAGACACUAAACCCGCCAUCAUAGAUCCAGUGAAUCCAAUAAAUGAGGACACGACCCUUAAAUGUGAUGAGGUCUGGAAUGCUCUCACAAAGAACUAUGGCAACGUCAUGGCAGUGGACUGGAAUCAGUCUCGGGUUCGGUCACUUCAUCUCUCAACACUAAGCCUUGAAAACAGGCCUAGGUUGGAGAGCUUGAACCUGGAUCUGUCUGAUGAUGAGGACCUGAGGGAACAAAUGGACCUGCAUUCCAUCAUUGUGUCCUGUAUCAAUGAGGAACCGCUCCUUACUGCUGAACAGGUUAUUGAGGAGAUCGAGCAGAUCAUGCAGGAUUCACCAGAGAUUAAAUCAAACCAGAACUCUCCACAGUCAGAAUUCUCCGUCAUCUCUCAGAAAACCCAAAGAUCUCACACCAACCACGUCUAUGAAGAAAGAGCGAGGCUGAUGUCAGUAGCUGAGCUGAACCAGCGUCUGGUGGAUGUGGAGGUGACCAUACGUGGAUAUUCAGAAGAGCUGAUUCAGCACCUGGCCACGAGGGAUGAGCUGGAGUUUGAGAAGGAGGUGAAAAACAGCUUCAUUUCAGUUCUCAUAGACGUGCAGAACUGUCAGAAGAAACAUGAAGAGAUGCUGAGAAAGAAGAGGAAAGUAAAGAAUGCGCUUCACAGUCGAUCAGAAAGGUUACCUUCAUCUCGUUUCAGUGUGGAGAGCAUCUCCACCGCCAUCCAGAAUGGUUUUCGGCAAACUUUUGGGAAUGGGGUCGAGACAAAACAGUAUGUAACAACAGUCAUCCCAUACAAGAAAAAGGAUGGGCCUCCUUCAGUCCAAGACCUUCAGAUUUUUACCAAAAUUUUAGAAGCCAUGAGAGACAACAGUGACAAAGUUCCAAGUCUCCUCACAGACUACAUACUCAAAGUACUUUGCCCCACCUAGAGUGAUAAGAGGCACUUCUGUCGUCUUAUUGAAAACAAGAGUUCCUAGAGGGAUUGAAUUCACUGUGAAACUCCAGAUUUUAUAUUCCCACUGCUAAACAAUACAUGAUGUGUUUUAUUUACACAACAAGACUUGCAUUUAUGUGUGUGACCCCGGCAUUCUGCAUGUUUACCACACAUGGCAGUAUUCUGUUCAAUCGCAUAAUGGUUUGCUGUCUGUGUGAAAUGGGAAAAAAAAUAAAAGGUUAAGUUUUGUUUUUGCUACAUUAGAGUAACCAAACAAAAUUCCAAAAAACUGACUGUUUUUGAACAGGCUGGUGGGAAAUGCGAGCAAUGUUUAGAUCACACCACAGUCUUGACACAUUUCAGGGAACAACCUAGUUCAGUCGCUGCAUAGUAAACAAAUAACUUAUUUAACUAAAAAUCACACACAUCACUAGCAGCGUGAUUCCUGUUAGAAAGAGACAUGGGUUCAAGCAUCAGUAUGAUCUGAAACAUUCUCUUUUUAUUCUUUUAUAUGACCAAGGGCUAUUGCAGUUUUAACCCUAUGGGUUGUUUUCUUGUUUCUGUAACAUGAGUGCACUUACUGAUGUCUCUUUAAUGUUGUUGACAUAAAAAACUGAUGCCUCAUUCCACUACGUGUUUACUCAUUCCCAACAGAGAAAUCUACACUUUAAGAAAGGAUGUGUUCAUUUUUUUUUACACAUUUUUUGUGCCAUAUUGUGUUGAAAAUAAAACAAAUUGUGUUAAAAGUAACACAAAAUGUGGUGUUUCAAUAAUAACACAAAGAUGUGUGGAUUCUGGGACAACACAUUUAGUGUGUUGUCCCUAAACUAACACUGAUCUUGUUUUUAACGCAUCCAUUCUAAGAGUGUACUUGUAAAAUUUCAUUUAUUUUCUUUCUAGGUUUAAGUAGAUAAGAUUAUUAAAAUGAAUUAAUUUCUAUGAAAAACAGUUCACUCAAAAUGUAUGAUUUUUGUGAAUAUUUACAUUGUUUCAAAUCCAUCUGACUAUCUUCCAUAGAUUACAAAAGGAGAAAUUUGACAAUCUUUAUCCAACUAUUUUAUUGCAAACUCAUGCACACUUGAUAUGGUUGAACCUACAGAACCCUUAAGGGGGUCGCCAGACGAGAAGCGCCGUGUCACAUCUAGGACAACUCGGAAGUAUUGUACACCGGAAGUGCACAUUAAAUAGCGUGAGCUUAGUCGGCGUCUACUUCGAAAUGCAAAAUAUACCUGGCAGCCAAUGUUAAUUGCUAACAAUUUGGGACAAAUAUGAUGUUGUUUAAUGUUAAACUAUGUGAGUGGCGCGAUAGUGAUUUGAGCAGUGUCCAGAGUCACAGUGGACAGCCACCGACAGCCGUUGGGCGUACAUUCAUAGAAAAUAAUGUGUUUUGUUUUUAGAUUCGCAGUGCGGCACUUCUCGUCUGCUGUGCGACCCCCUUUAGGUGUAUUGCUCUUUUUGGUCACUGUAAAAAUGUGAUCCUGCCUAAUGAGAUUAGAAGCAUCAAAGUUUGAUUUUACUUAUUUGUUUUCAACCAUUGACAUGAUUUUACUCUGUCAAUAUAAAAAAUAUUAAGUUUAUGUGUUCACACAAUGUGCUUUACAUUAUGUAGGAUGAUUUUUUUGUAAAUCACAAAAAAAUGACUUUAGCUGGGUUUUUACAUAUCACUGCACAUACAACUGAGAUUCCUGAAGAAAAAUGUUGUGUUACGCAAGAAGGGUGCCUUCUUAAAUAUCAUGCAAGUGUUUGUGUAUAAAAGGUCAUACCUUGAGGCACAUUUUUGUCUUAUUAAACAAAUCUAAAUGCUGAAGGAUUUACAUUAUGGUACCGGUGACUUAAUGUUUUAAAGCAAUUUCUGCUUGUGUGCCUGGUAAUUAAUUUCCCAUAUUUUGAGAGUAAUGAGCUGGACAACUAUCAAUGAUGUUAAUUAAUAGGUUUAUAGGUUUGAUUUAUGUCAUUUACAAUGUUUGUUUUGUCUUUUUUGACCAUUUAUUGGUAAUAUUUCUAACUUUUGACUGUAUGAAAUGUUUGAACUAUGGCACGGAUGGUUCUUGCUUUUAUUUAUUUAACCUUUUCUAAACAAAAAAGUAAAAUGUAUUUUUUAACACCAUUUUGUGUUUAUUUCUGCUUUUCUAUCUCAAAAAUGUAUUUGAUCAAUAGAGCAUACUAUAGAAGGGAGGUCUGUGUACUUUUCUGUUCAUUAAUUUUCUUUUUUUAACAAAUAAAUGAAAACCAAAAAGUG
Molecule: messenger RNA, 3609 nt
Organism: Misgurnus anguillicaudatus (oriental weatherfish)
Lineage: Eukaryota; Metazoa; Chordata; Actinopteri; Cypriniformes; Cobitidae
Gene: fez2a
Product: fasciculation and elongation protein zeta 2a
Cellular component (GO): cytoplasm; axon
Source: RefSeq, a predicted model, not a curated record